This is a messenger RNA of Neohortaea acidophila, 7321 nucleotides long. Its product is annotated as acetyl-CoA carboxylase acc1. Gene Ontology annotation, biological process: fatty acid biosynthetic process. The record is from RefSeq and is a predicted model, not a curated record. Gene Ontology annotation, molecular function: metal ion binding; ATP binding; acetyl-CoA carboxylase activity. Lineage: Eukaryota; Fungi; Ascomycota; Dothideomycetes; Mycosphaerellales; Teratosphaeriaceae. The coding region runs from base 367 to 7224 and encodes 2285 amino acids. The transcript has 3 exons.
AGCUGCCCCAGCUCGUCCCAGCGGUUGACCCCUACUGUCUGCCUUCUCCACCUUCACCACUCUCCCUUCCAUCUUCUCUGCUAUCCUCGAUCGCGCGCCGCUUUUCCAACAACCUCCAUACCAUCCUAAUUCCCUUCAUCUUUGUGUUUCCUCGCUCCUUUCCCCGAGUCUGCGCGCCACCCCCCGACGCUCGUAUUCCCGCGAAGCCCCCCCGCAAACUUUAGAGCAUCUUUUGCGCUUCGUCUUGUUUCUUCUCCUGACCCGCACCAUCAUUUCUCCGAGGCUUCACGCAGACCACCUCCUCUCCACGUCUGCCGCACUCACUGCUUCGCCUCGUUUUCGCCACCAACACACCUCACUCACUGCAUGACCUCGCCCUCCAACAUGGCCGACGCACAGGCCGGAGCGCCCAAGGUCAAUGGCACUACAAAUGGCACCUCCUCCAGCUAUGCCGCCCAAUUCGACCUUAAGCCCCAUUUCAUCGGAGGCAACAAGCUCUCCAAGGCCCCUCCCAGCAAAGUCAAGGACUUUGUCGCCGCCAACGAUGGUCACACCGUCAUCACCAACGUCCUGAUCGCCAAUAACGGUAUUGCUGCCGUGAAAGAGAUUCGGUCGGUGAGGAGAUGGGCAUACGAGACAUUUGGCGAUGAGCGGGCCAUUCAGUUCACCGUCAUGGCCACGCCGGAGGACUUGGCCGCCAACGCCGACUACAUCAGAUUGGCCGAUCAAUACGUCGAAGUGCCCGGCGGCACCAACAACAACAACUACGCCAACGUCGAGCUGAUCGUCGACGUGGCGGAGCGUAUGGACGUCCACGCCGUCUGGGCCGGCUGGGGCCACGCUUCGGAGAACCCCAAGCUCCCCGAGUCUCUCGCCGCUUCGCACAAGAAGAUUGUCUUCAUUGGUCCUCCGGGAUCUGCCAUGCGAUCGCUCGGCGACAAAAUCUCCUCCACCAUCGUUGCGCAGCAUGCUGGUGUCCCGUGUAUCCCGUGGUCAGGCACCGGAGUCGACACGGUCUCUGUCGAUGAGCACAACAUCGUCACGGUCGAGGACGAUAUCUAUGCCAAAGGCUGCGUCACUUCCGUCCAGGAGGGUCUGGAGGCAGCGAGAAAGAUUGGCUUCCCCGUCAUGGUCAAAGCCUCCGAGGGCGGUGGUGGCAAGGGUAUCCGCAAGGUCGACGAUGAAGAAUCUUUCCCCGCUCUAUACAAGGCCGCUGCGAGCGAGAUUCCCGGCUCGCCCAUCUUCGUCAUGAAACUCGCCGGCAGCGCGAGACAUUUGGAAGUCCAGCUUCUCGCUGAUCAAUACGGUAACAACAUCUCCAUCUUCGGCCGCGAUUGUUCCGUGCAGCGAAGACAUCAGAAAAUCAUCGAAGAAGCUCCGGUCACCAUCGCGAGCCAAACCACUUUUGCAAAAAUGGAAAAGGCCGCAGUCUCGCUGGGAAGAUUGGUCGGCUACGUGUCUGCUGGUACCGUGGAGUACCUCUACUCGCAUUCCGACGACAAGUUCUACUUCCUCGAAUUGAAUCCCCGUCUGCAGGUCGAGCACCCCACGACUGAGAUGGUGUCUGGCGUCAACCUCCCCGCCGCCCAGCUGCAGGUCGCCAUGGGUCUUCCCCUCCACCGCAUCCGUGACAUUCGCUUGCUCUACGGUGCCGAUCCGCACACUUCCACCGAAAUCGACUUUGGCUUCGAGACGGAAGACAGCUCUUCCCGACAGCGGCGUCCGAGGCCCAAGGGACACUGCACAGCCUGUCGUAUCACUUCUGAAGAUCCCGGCGAAGGUUUCAAGCCGUCGUCCGGUACGAUGCACGAACUGAACUUCCGAUCGAGCUCCAACGUCUGGGGUUACUUCUCCGUCGGUGCGGCCUCCUCCAUUCACAACUUCUCCGAUUCGCAGUUCGGACAUAUUUUCGCGUACGGCGAGAACAGAUCGGCGUCGCGGAAGCAUAUGGUCGUUGCUCUCAAAGAGCUCAACAUUCGUGGUGACUUCCGCACGACUGUUGAAUACCUUGUGAAGCUGCUGGAGACUCCAGCAUUCGAGGACAACACCAUCACCACUGCUUGGUUGGACGAACUGAUCAGCAAAAAGGUGACGGCCGAGCGACCGGAUCCAAUGAUCGCCGUCAUUUGCGGUGCAGUGACCAAGGCACACGCCGCGAGUGAAGCGUGCAUGAAUGAAUACCGUCACGGCCUUGAGAAGGGACAGACGCCCAGCAAGGACAUCCUCAGGACAGUCUUCCCCGUCGAAUUCAUCUACGAGGGGAUGAAAUACAAGUUCACCGCGACACGCUCUAGCAUCGACAGCUACACCCUUUUCAUCAACGGCAGCAAGGCUCUUGUUGGUAUCCGUUCCCUCUCUGAUGGAGGCCUCCUGGUCCUUCUCGGUGGUCGGUCGCACAACGUCUACUGGAAAGACGAAGUCGGUGCCAUCCGCUUGUCGGUGGACGGCAAGACUUGCAUGCUCGAGGAGGAGAACGACCCCACCCAGCUUCGUACACCUUCUCCUGGAAAGCUCGUCCGCUACACCGUAGAGAACGGCGAGCAUGUCGGGAAGAACCAGGCCUUUGCUGAAGUUGAGGUCAUGAAGAUGUACAUGCCUCUCCUCGCUCAAGAGGAUGGUAUCGUCAACCUCAUCAAGCAGCCAGGGGCCACCCUCGAGGCUGGCGACAUUCUGGGCAUCUUGCAGCUGGAUGAUCCGUCCAAGGUCAAGUCAGCCCAGCCUUACCUCGGCCAGCUUCUUGACUUUGGUGAGCCUGUCGUUCUUGGUACGAAGCCGCCUCAGCGAUUCGCCAAUCUCUUCCGCAUUCUGGAGCACAUUCUCCAGGGCUAUGACAACCAAGUCAUCAUGAAAGACACCCUCAAGGAGCUCAUCUCGGUCCUGCGAGAUCAAGAACUGCCCUACGGCGAGUGGGCUGCUCAGGCAUCCGCGCUUCACGCACGUAUGCCGCAAAAGCUCGAUUCUGCUUUCGAGGAGAUUGUCAAGCGUUCGCAUAGCCGCCAUUCCGAGUUCCCUGCGAAGCAGCUCCAAAAAGCAUUCGAAAAGUUCCUGAUCGACCACGUUGCGAAGGGCGAUGUUGAUGUUCUACGAUCCACCCUCUCGCCUCUCGUGGAGAUUAUGGAAAAGUACACCGACGGCCUCAAGGCUCACGAGUUCCACACAUUCAUCAAACUCUUCGAGCAAUACUACGCCGUCGAGAGCAUUUUCUCCGCGCGUCAGAACCGCGACGAAGAAACCAUCCUCUCCCUGCGUGACUCGAACAGGGACAAGCUGAGGAAUGUCGUCCAAGACGUCCUCUCGCACACACGUGCAAGCGGAAAGAACAAGCUCAUCGUCGAGAUCCUCGACGCAUACCGCCCCAACCAGCCGGGAGUUGGCAAUGUCGGAGACUACUUCAAGCCUUCCCUUUCGAAGCUUGCGGAGCUGGAGGGACGAGCCACGGCCAAGGUUGCCCUCAAGGCUCGUGAAGUGCUCAUCCAAUGCGCCAUGCCAUCCCUGGAAGAACGCACACAGCAAAUGGAACACAUCUUGCGUUCUGCCGUCCUGGGAUCGCGGUAUGGCGAGAGUGGCUGGGAGCACCGAGAGCCCGAUCUCGAUGUCAUGCGAGAAGUGGUGGACUCCAAGCAUACCGUCUUCGAUGUGCUGCCUCAGUUCUUCAUUCACAAGGAUCCCUGGGUCUCCCUAGCGGCGCUGGAAGUUUACACUCGACGUGCCUACCGAGCUUAUCAGCUCAAAUCCAUCGACUACAACGUCGCCAGCGAUGCGCCAUACGUGCUCUCGUGGGACUUUGCCCUGCGCAAGGUCGGCGAGGCCGAAUUCGGACUUCCGAUAGCAUCGGGAUACCCGUCUGCCCCUGGCACGCCUGGAACGGGCAUGUCCUCGCGCGUACACUCCGUCAGUGACAUGACAUACCUGUCGCGUAACGCCGGUGGUGCCGAACAGAUGCGCCGUGGUGCCGUCGUACCUGUCCCCUUCAUCGACGAAGCGGACGAGUAUCUGAUGAAGGCUCUGGAGACGCUUCCCCGAAGUGGCGAGCGAGCAAACGUAAACAGCCCUCUUAACCACCUAACGGCAGAUCUGUCGCGUUCGCGGACCCCUCAGCUUGCGGUCUCUAGUGCCGAGCAAGAAGAGGAGCUGACAGCAGUGUGCAACGUCGCUGUCCGCGAUGCAGAGAGCUUGGACGACAACGAGAUCCUCGGUCGACUGAAGCCGAUCGUCGCCAGCUACAGGGACGAGCUGCUCGCCCGACGGGUUCGCCGCCUGACAUUCAUCUGUGGCCACCGCGACGGCACAUAUCCUGGAUACUUCACCUUCCGCGGCCCGUCCUACGAGGAAGAUAUCAGCAUUCGUCACAUUGAGCCCGCUCUUGCCUUCCAGCUUGAGUUAGGCCGUCUGAAGAACUUCCACAUCAAGCCCGUGUUCACGGAGAACCGCAGCAUCCACAUGUACGAGGCGAUUGGCAAGAAUGCCGAGAACGACAAGCGCUACUUCACCCGCGCCAGCGUGCGUUCCGGACAACUUCGAGACAACGUGCCGACUGCGGAGUACAUGAUCUCCGAGGCCGAUCGACUCAUGACCGACAUUCUCGAUGCAAUGGAGAUUGUCGGCAACAACAACUCCGACUUGAACCACAUCUUCAUCAACUUCUCCAACGUCUUCCCUCUGGAUACUUCGGAGGUCGAGGAGGCGCUGGGUGGCUUCUUGGAUCGCUUUGGUAGGCGCGCUUGGAGACUUCGCGUUACUGGCGCGGAGAUCCGAAUCGUCUGCACGCACAAGAGUACAGGCGAGCCUGUGCCCAUUCGUGUCAUCAUUACCAACACCUCGGGCUACAUUGUGCAAGUGGAGUUGUACGAGGAGCGCAAAUCGGACAAGAGCAACGAGUGGUUCUUCCACAGCGUCGGCGGCACCACCAAGAUCGGCUCGAUGCAUCUGCGCGCCGUGUCUUCGCCUUACGAGACCAAGGGCGCGCUGCAGCCGAAGAGGUACAAGGCUCACAUCAUGGGCACGCAGUACGUCUACGACUUCCCCGAGCUGUUCCGCCAGGCUAUCGAGAACAGCUGGACCUCGACGGUGUCGCAGCACCCGGCUUUGAAGGAGAAGCAGCCCGUCCGGGGCGAAUGCAUUGAGUAUAGCGAACUCGUGCUGGACGACUCGGACAAUCUUCAGGAGGUGAACCGCGACGCCGGCACGAACAAUAUAGGAAUGGUCGGCUGGAUCGCCACGGCAAAGACUCCUGAAUACCCACGAGGACGACGCUUCAUCAUCAUUGCCAACGACAUCACCUUCAAGAUUGGCUCGUUUGGACCGCUUGAGGACAAGUUCUUCCAGAAGUGUUCUGAGCUGGCACGCAAGCUUGGCAUUCCGCGCAUCUACCUGUCUGCCAACUCGGGUGCUCGUAUCGGCAUGGCGGAGGAGCUCAUCCCCCACUUCUCCGUGGCGUGGAAGGAUCCGGCGAGACCAGAGGCUGGCUUUGAAUACCUCUACCUCACACCGGAGAAGAAGGCUCGUUUCGAGGACGGCGCGCUGAAGCACGUCAUCACGAAGGAAGUCAAGAUUGGCGGCGAGACUCGCCACGUGAUCACCACUAUUGUGGGCUCAGAGGAAGGUCUCGGCGUGGAGUGCUUGAAGGGCUCUGGCUUGAUUGCCGGCGAGACGUCGCGCGCUUACGACGACAUCUUCACGAUUACGCUCGUCACCUGCCGCUCCAUCGGUAUUGGUGCCUACCUCGUUCGUCUUGGACAACGUGCCAUCCAGAUCGAAGGCCAGCCCAUCAUUCUGACUGGUGCGCCCGCUCUCAACAAGCUGCUCGGCCGUGAGGUCUACACCUCUAACCUCCAGCUUGGUGGCACGCAGAUCAUGUACAAGAACGGCGUGUCACACAUGACGGCCGAGGAUGAUUUCGCCGGUGUCUCGAAGAUUGUCAAGUGGAUGUCUUUCGUUCCUGACAAGAAGGGCAACCCCGUGCCCAUCUCUCCUUCCGUGGAUAGCUGGGACCGCGACGUUACCUUCUACCCCCCGCAAAAGGCCACUUAUGAUGUCCGACAUCUCAUCGCCGGCCAACAGACCGACGAGGGAUUCCAGUCAGGUCUCUUCGACAAGAACUCCUUCGAGGAGGCUCUCGGUGGCUGGGCGCGUACCGUUGUCAUCGGUCGUGCUCGUCUCGGCGGCAUCCCUGUUGGUGUCAUCGGUGUUGAGACUCGAUCUGUGGAGAACGUCAUGCCGGCCGACGCGGCCAAUCCGGAGUCGAUGGAGCAAGUCACUAGCGAAGCGGGUGGCGUCUGGUACCCCAACAGCGCCUUCAAGACCGCCCAGGCGAUCCGCGAUUUCAACAAGGGCGAGCAGCUUCCUUUGAUGAUCCUCGCCAACUGGAGAGGUUUCUCUGGUGGCCAGCGUGACAUGUACAACGAGGUCUUGAAGUAUGGCUCGUACAUUGUCGAUGCACUGGUGGAUUACAAACAGCCUGUGUUUGUGUAUAUUCCGCCUUAUGGAGAGCUUCGUGGUGGCUCAUGGGUCGUCCUCGAUCCCACCAUCAACCCCGAGUUCAUGGAAAUGUAUGCCGACGAGGAAUCGCGCGGCGGUGUGCUCGAGCCCGAGGGCAUCGUGGGCAUCAAAUACCGCAAAGACCGCCAGAUCGAAACGAUGGCGCGCCUGGACGCGAAAUACGCCGACCUUAAACAGCAGCUCGCGGCCAAGGGCCUGACCUCCGAGCAGCAGAACGAGAUCAAGGCCAAGAUGACCGAGCGCGAGAACCUGCUGCUUCCCACAUACCUCCAAAUCGCCCUGCAAUACUCCGACCUGCACGAUCGCGCGGGCCGCAUGAAGGCCAAAGACGUCAUCCGCUUCCCGCUGGUGUGGUCUCAAGCCCGUCGCUUCUUCUACUGGCGCCUGCGCCGCCGUUUGAACGAGGAGUACGUGCUGCGCCGCAUGGCGUCCGCGCAGUCUAAGGAUCUGCCUUCCUCGCGCACCACGAAUCUCAAGACUCUGUCGGCGUGGUCGGCGAUCCCGAAGUUCGACACGGACGACAUGAGUGUUGCGCUGUGGUAUGAGGAGCAGCGCAAGAUGAUUACGGACAAGAUUGAGGGGGUCAAGACUGAUGCGAUUGCGUUUGAUGUUGCGGCUUUGCUGAGGAGCAACAAGAAUGGCGGGUUGAAGGGUGUUGCGCAGGUGCUGAGCAUGCUGCCUGUGGAGGAGAAGGAGGAGGUCCUCGCUUGGUUGAAGAAGCAGUGAGGAUGAGAUUGUGAUUUUUCUGCUUGUGUAGAUAGGGUAUAUGGAACAGAUGGCGAUUUGGGGGAGUUGUGUAUGCGUAUAGAAUGUUCAAUAUGCG